Molecule: messenger RNA, 24386 nt
Organism: Pelobates cultripes (western spadefoot toad)
Lineage: Eukaryota; Metazoa; Chordata; Amphibia; Anura; Pelobatidae
Source: the annotation of a GenBank genome assembly
GUGACUUCGCUCUCUGAUCGGCGGUUGGCGCCGGUUUGAGUUUGCCUUGCCCAGGCUGGGGGAGGUCACGUGUUCGGCGGGGAGCCAAUCGGAGGCUUGAAUUGUAUUCUCCCAGCGCCAGCGGCCCCGCCUACUCCCGGGGCCUGAAGCAGGCGGUAGCUGGAGAGAGAGAAGCGGUUGCUGACCCGGGAAGGGGGUGAGUUACCGGAGAGGGGGUGUGUGGAGGUUUUAUAUUGAGUUGUGGGAAGGCUGUGUCAGGGCCCUGUGAGGACCCCCCUGUCUGUAACCCGCACUAUCCCUCCAUGGGGGUCUGCACUAGUUAAACAUGUCUGCCGGGGGGUCUCUGCCUGUUAGAGACCCCCAUAUUCACAUCAAGGGAGCCCUAUCUCCUACAGCAACAACACUGAAACUUUCCAUGUUAGACUGCAACUCCCAGCACGCUGGGCUACACUAGGGCUGAGAGUGAUGGGAGUUAUCCUGUACUUAUUGGGGGGGGGUUGUUGUCUGUGCCACACCUAGUAAUAUUGGUUAAUGAAAUUCUAGUUAACUUUGGUCUUAACCCAAUUCGAUCAACUCCAUGUAGACCGUGGCUGAGAGUGGUGGGAGUUGUACUGUGCUUAUACAGAAGUUGGAGAGUGGGUGGUGUUGUCUGUGCCACUCCAUAUAAUAUUGCACUUGUAUUGAAAUUUGUAGUUUACUUAUGUCUUAACCCAGUCCUAACAUGUCCAUGUAGACUGUGGCUGAGAGUGAUGGGGAUCAUACUGUAGAUUAGACAUAGAGACAUUUUGAAUGUGUUGGUGUGAGAGCGAGAGUGUGUGCCAUACACCUUGAGGUGGGAAAUCGAUCAUCCAGAAAAUAAUGUUUUUAUUGUAGUUCUAGUUCACUUUAGCUUAUGAAGAGCAAUCCCUUCAGCCUUGUGAUGCACUUUGGCUGCGAGUGGUAGGUGUGUCCUAGUACAGUUGAGUAUGUCUUAGUGGUGGGGUGGGGGGGGGGCUGGGCAGAGCUAUAACACAGUCAUGUUGCUGAUGGAAAAACCUAUAAAUGAAAACACAUUUAUUGCAAUGGUUGUCAUCCUGUGCUUAGCUCAUCAACUCCUAUGCUGUGCUCCAUGCUAGCUGUCUAAGAAUGGAUUAAUGGAACUGUUGUCUCUCAAUUUAACAUUCUUUAUUUAAAGAGACACUCCACUGUCUAAAUACAAAAAUAUAUAUGUAUAAUUACUGUUUAAUACAGGGGAUCACAACCCAAGUAACCCUUACCAGUACAGAAUUUAGGGAUUACUUAGGGAUAAUCCCUAAAUCCUGGACUGUAUUUGAGGACUGUAUUGGUAACCACUGGUUAAGUAGAUACACUCCUGAAAUGUUAAGUAUGCAUUAAAGGACCACUAUAGUGCCAGGAAAACAUACUUGUUUUCCUGGCACUAUAGUGCCCUGAGGGUGCCCCCGCCCUCAGGGUCCCCCCUCCCGCCAGGCUCUAGGGGGGAGGAAGGGGUUAAACUUACCUCUUUAUCCAGCGCCGGGCGGGGAGCUCUCCUCCCAUUCAGCUGAAUUUGCAUGCGCGGCAAGAGCUGCGCACGCGCGGCAAGAGCUGCGCGCGGCAAGAGCUGCGCACGCGCGGCAAGAGCUGCGCACGCAUUCAGCCGGUCUCAUAGGAAAGCAUUUACAAUGCUUUCCUAUGGACGCUUGUGUGUUCUCACUGUGAUUUUUCACAGUGAGAAUCACGCAAGCGCCUCUAGCGGCUGUCAAUGAGACAGCCACUAGAGAAUUUUGAGGAUGGAUUAACCCAUUUAUAAACAUAGCAGUUUCUCUGAAACUGCUAUGUUUAUUAAAAAAAAAAAAAAAAGGGUUAACCCUAGAGGGACCUGGCACCCAGACCACUUCAUUAAGCUGAAGUGGUCUGGGUGCCAAGAGUGGUCCUUUAAAAGGGUCAUUAUAUGCACCAAAACAACUUCAGCUUAAUGAAGUUCAACUUCAGCUGUUUUGGUGUAUAGAUCAUGCAGUGCAGUCUCACUGCUCAAUUCACUGCCAUUUAGUAGUUAAUUCACUUUUGUUUAAACACCCCUAGAUCUCUUUAAUUUAGGUGUUAAAUCACGUUGUUUAUGCACCCAAGUCACACCUCCCUGCAUGUGACUCACACAGCCUUCAUAAACACUUCCUGUUAAGAGACAUCUGAUGUUUAAACUUCCUUUACUGUACAGUUUGUUUAGUUUAGAAUUUCUUGUCUCCUGCUCUGUUAAUAUCUUUGUAGACCCUGCAAGAACCUCAUGUGUGAAUAAAGUUUAAUUUACAGCGCAUGUCAUAAAAACUUCAAAAGUAAUUUUACAUCUGAUUAUGAAGAUUUUUCCUUUUUUUUUUUUUUUUUUUUCAUGCAGGCUGUGUGAAUCACAGGCAUUUGAGGUGUGACUAGGGCUGCAUAAACAGAAACAAAAUUAGUUUAACUCCUAAAUGGCAGUGAAUCGAGCACUGAUGUCAUAGUUCGUGUUCAUUUCGUAUGUUUUACUGCUCAUAUUUAUGUUCAGCAAUGUCUCACCGGUACUACAGUAUCCCCCUGUACAGGAUUUUUGGUGUUAUGUAAAGUUAGUGUCAAAUCUUCAUACCUGGAAAUUUUAUUUAUUUAUAAAAUAUUUCACCAGGAUGGAUACAUUGAGAUUUCUCUCGUUUUUACGUAUAUCCUGGAUCCACAAACCAUUGCAUUGAUACAACAGGGUGCAAUAUGUACAAAAUUUUACAUAAAUGUGACACAUAGAUUUUCUGGCCUAUGACCUGGGUGAUAACACUUCCACCAUUAUGACAUCAUUUUCAAAAGGUAAACCAGAGUAUUCCAAAUCACGUGUUUUGUCUAGUUCGUUUAUCACAAAUGCAGGCCCCAUUUAAAGGACCACUAUAGGCACCGAGACCACUUCAGCUUAAUGAAGUGGUCUGGGUGCCAGGUCCAGUUAGGUUUAACCCUUUUUUCCAUAAACAUAGCAGCUUCAGAGAAACUGCUAUGUUUAUAAUCGGGUUAAUCCAGCCUCUAGUGGCUGUCUCAUUGACAGCCGCUAGAGGCGCUUCCGCGCUUCUCACUGUGAUUUUUCACCGUGAGAAGACACCAGCGUCAUGCUUUCCUAUGGACUGGCUGAAUGCGCUCGCGGCUCCUGCCGCGCAUGCGUAUUCAGUCAAAGAGGAGACAGAGAGGAGAGCUCCCCGCCCAGCGCUGGAGAAAGAGGUAAGUUUAACCCCUUCCUCACCCUAGAGCCCGGCAGGAGGGGGACACUGAGGGUGGGGGCACCCUCAGGGCACUAUAGUGCCAGGAAAAAGAGUGUGUUUUCCUGACACUAUAGUGGUCCUUUAAUGGUUUACUUUUACUGUGUUUUUUCACAGGAUAUUUCAUAGUCCUAAUGUGCGUUAAUAUAACAAAGCCUCAAUAUAUUUACUUGACAUUAUCUUGCCAACAGAUCCCCCAUGUUUUCCAGGCUUUUUUUUUUUUUUUGAAAGUCACAGUCCCAAAUAUAUUAGAUGUCCUUUUCAACAUGUAAAUUUGACAGUGAUUUUCUGGUCCAAUGUCACAUUUGAGGCAGUGUUGUAGCCCAGUAAACAAACUUACCCCCAUGGUGGCAUAUCAUAUUUUUAAAAGUAGGCAAACCAGAUUCUGAAUGACAUAAUGGGUUGUUUGGUCUAGCAACUUUAUCACAAAUGCUGGCCUCAUUUAUUGGUCAUAUUUUUAUUUUUUAUUUUUUUCACAUACAUGAAUUACAUUUUCACAAGAAAAUUUGAUAAUCUUGAUAUGAAUUUGUGUAAUAAAGCCUCAGUAUAUUUGUUACUCGUGAAUAUAGGAGUAGUCCCACAUACUGUUUUUUUUUUGUUUGUUUGUUUGUAAGUCAUAGGGCCAAAAUAGAUCCCCUUUCAAACUUGUAAAUUUGACUUUUUUUUUUUUUUAUGGCAAGUUUAUGGCAAGUUUGGAUGUAACCAGUUUGCCUCUGGCACUGUGGGGCAUCCUAAGCUCCUUCUUGUAGAUGGUGAUGGGGCUCUGUGUCAAAAGCUGUAAUAGUGUCACUGUCUGGGAAGGUUUCCCUAUCUGAGCCUACCAGAAUGGCUUAUACCUCCUUCACCUUAUGAUAGCGUGCCAUAUUAGGGGGAUUAAUUUAAGCAAUGUCAGAAGGGGAUAAUUUAAUUUGCCUACCUGCCUAAUACUUACUAACACCCCCCAAUUCCCACUUCCACCCACUGAAAACACAACUCAAGAAUUACCUACUGAUUGCAGAUCAAUCUGCUGUGAUCAGCACUAAGAGCUACUGUACUCCGAUACUGUAUAGUGAUCAGAUAGCAGGGAAGGGGUAAAACAUAUAUAUUUUUUUUAAACUGCUGCAGCUGACAAAAAGGGUAACUUUUUUUUUUUUUUACUCUAAAUAAAAUAUGGCUGGCAGAUCCCCACACAGCCAUUGACCGCAUAAGUAUGCAGGUGCCCUGUGGCAUUUAAGCCCAUCUUUUAGGAUGAUGUAGCACGUCUGCAGUUCUUAACGGGUUAUGCUAAAGCUGUUUUGAUGCCUAUAGUGUUCCUUUUAAUAAUGCAUUUUUUUUAUUGGGGACAUAUCUACAAACUUCUUACAAAACCUGAAGAUCUCUUGUUUGCAGCCUUUGCAAGCCCUCCCCGUCUAACCCCUCCUGACUCUGUGGCUGUCCAAUCACAGGCUUCCCAAUGCAGCUCAAUGAGAAGUCUUUGCAAGGCAAGUGAUCUGAGCAUAUCCUUGUCUCUUGGAUUUAGCUCUGCUGAGCAAAACAGCCAUGAAGUAACAGGACCUGUUGUGUGCUUGGAAGCCAAGGGGUGUAACCAGGUUAAUUUUAAAAAGUGCCAAUUUCAGUUGUAUUCUGCAUUAUUUGCAAAAUGAAAAGUGCUUUAGGGGUCUGGAAUGUUUUUUUUGGUGGAGGUUUGAAGUUGUGUGAAGUGAUAUUAGUGUAUUAGAUAUUUUGCCAAAUUGAUACAUACCCACAAUUGUAAAGGGAAGACGCCUAAAGCGGAAAUUAUCACUUAGACACAUUAGAUUUGAGGUUUGUGCCCAAGAUCUUUCACAUUAAUGACACAAGUACCCCUAUACUUAUCACAUUUGUUCUUGGAGUACAGCUGAUCAAGUACCAUGCUAGCAGAGGUUAAUAUGGCUUGUAGUUAUUUUAGGUGUGGCAUAUUAUUAUAUUUUUUAUUAGGUUGUGGCUGAUUUCAGUUGUAGUCCAACAGGUGUAUCUGUUUUGGUUCUUUUAGAGGAGUUUGCCUGUUUAGUUCUUAAUUAGGUUGAGGUUAAUAUCCAUUGUGUUAAACUGGAUUUCCGUGCUACAGGUUACAGGGCUACGGCAUUUGCUGCCGUUAUAUAAAUAAUAAUUGUAUUGCUAAAAUCACUUUGUGUGCUAUGUACAUACAAAUUCCCAUGGAGAGAAGGGGAAUGUGCAAAUUGUGUUUUCAAUUGACAUUCCUGCAGAAGUUCAAAUUAGAAUUUGACGCUACCUGUAGGUGGCUUUUUAUUUAUUUUUAUUUUUAAUAUAUGUAUGUGUAAACUUACAUACAUGAUGUGAGGAUUUAGAAUAUUUUUUAUUAGGUGUGACUCGAGACAUCUGAGGAAACUGGCAUAUGAUUUUAACAGAUGCUAACAAGUGUAGCACAAGUUUAUAAAUGACCAUUUCGAAGGCCAGAUAAGUACUUAAAAAGGAUUAUAAAGCAAAUAUUGGCAACGUAUUCUCUUGCUUUAUUGCAAUCACAUUGGAUACAAUGAUGAACCGUAUAUGGUUGUUUUAAAAAGGUCCCCCCUCCCCUUUUUUUACCUCACUCCCACAAUGUGUGUAUGAAAUUAUGAAGCUAUUGUCAAAUGUACCUGAAACCAUAUUGCUUUUCUUGUAGAGGUUGGUCCAAGUAUAAAUUCUUAUACUUUCCUAACCACAUUGCAAACAAUAUAUAGUCUUACAAGCUUGGUUUGGACUCAUGACAUGACCUGUUCAAGCAGCUACAGCUGUGAUUUUAUUUAUUUUUAAUUUUUUUAAAAUCAUUUUGCCUUCUGUAUCUUACCGAUUUAUAAUCCACUCCCCUUGCCUUUCAUUUAUAUUAAUCUUUGUGCCGGAUCUCAAUAUCUAUCUGGGCACAGCCAUUUUAUUCUCCUCUGCCCAUGAUGUCUGCAUUUGCCUUCUACUGAUGUAUUGUGGGUAAGCUUGAUUGGCAUCUGAAACGGAACCUUGCUUAAGCUCCACCCAUUCUCAUGGUUCGUCAACUGGCCUGCUGUAUACAUAAGGAAAAGUAGUCUAUUUUUUUAAAUCUAUUUUAUGAAAACUAAAACACUUGAGAUUUGGGCACAGAAAGCUAUAUAAAAGCUGAUUAUAUUGGUUGGUUGUGCAGAAAUGGUUAAAUUAUAAAUAAAACUGUGGUAAAUGCCCCUUUCCCAUGUUUUAAUAUUUUAUUCAUACUUUAAAGGGUUAUUUACUGGAGUGAGAAUUGCAGGGCAUUCACAGUGCGUUUCAAAUUUAAGGUCAAAAUAGCUGAACUAGAAAAAUUCUGCCAGUCAGCUACGCUUUCAGCUCGUCUAUCCUAGUAAUGUUGUGUAUGCAUAAAAAGAGCUCAGUGCUAAACACAUGGAAACUCUGACAAGCCUUGGUCUCUAAGGGGUUAACUAUAAUUUGUAAAAAUAAAUUAUAUAUUCAUCACAGUUGAUUGCCUACCAUUUAUUCCACUAAUCUAGUUUUAAUAUAUAUAUAUAUAUAUAUAUAUUCUCUAUCAUAACUGUAACUUUGUUAAACCAUAUGAUCAGACUUGUAUGGUUUUUCUCUACGCUUGUAAACAUCUCUUAGGAAAAAAAAGCUUUUUUUCCUGGAACUCUGAAAGUACAUUUACUUUUGUGCUUGCUUGCUUGCUUGCCAAUGUCUGUUGCUGAGCCUCUGUGCAGGGGUAGUCCAAGUCUGCCAAAUGCAAUCUGUUACGCUUCGUUCUGUUCAGGCCAUUGUGGGUCAGGCAUUACACGCUUCACUUCCUGCUGCUUCUUCUACAGUAAUCUGGUCAUUGGCUGAUGGACGCGGUCACUUUAACAACUGACGCUGGACUCUGGAGCAACUCCUACACAAGAGAGCUCACUACGUGCUGUGCCGCUACUUUACAAUACAUAAGGAAGCCUAAUCUCUGGCCCAUCUAUCCCCAGUAAACUUUCACAACACUUCUUGGGGCUGAAUGGAGCACAGAGCUCUCCCAGAAACAUCAUGGAACUGUACACUGGACUGGGCAAAUGUCACGAUCGGAAGUGAAAGUUCAGGUGGGUAUUGCUUUGUACCAGGACCAACAAACUGAGCUCUAUUUGCAGGGAAGGUCAGGGAGGUGAAGAGGUGUCCAGCGACACUGAGGACUUGAAGUUAUUCCCUUCUACGGGGCUCUGAGAAGCCAUUAAUUGAGAUUGGAUUUGGUACCAAACAGUCUGGAACUUGCAUCAUAUAGAAGGAGAGGGUCAAGACCCGGCUGGACACAUCUGAUCUAAGCGGUUUGUGGACAGCUUGCACCUCUAAAACAGAUCUUCAGGGGAUAUAUAUCUCUUGGUGAUAACUUAUGGAGAAUGCACGGUUUUGGGGAUACUGUUGUAAGGACCCCUGGUGUCUGGUAGUUAUUUAAAUUUUCCUGCUUUUUUAUGUUUUCCCAGACACCAAGGGACCCUGGACAAUACCUGUGCAAAUUUGUGCGAGUUGUUGAAUAAAGUGUUGGUACCCAGAGACGUUGGCUCUGACCAAUAUUCAAGCUGAAACGGUGGCCAAUGCCCUGAUGCAAAUGUUCUCUCAAGUGGGGUUUCCAUGGGAGUUUCUCAGAUCAGUGCACCCAGCUUACUGCAGAGGUCAUGCACCUACUGUGGAUGCUCUUAAGGAUUAAACCCAUCCGGAUCUCACCCUAUCCUCCCCAAACCAACAGCCAGUGCGAGUGGCUUAAUGGGACUCCGAAGCAGAUGCUUCAGACGUUUCCUAUUGCUUGCACGACUGGGAAUGGUUCCUGCAUACCGGUCAGGGCCUCCUGGAAAACCCUCAGGUUCUCCAUGUAUAAACUGUUGUAUGGGAGGCAGGUGAGCGGACCCAGAGAUCUCAAUUGGGAGCACUUAAAGAGGAAGCAGAGUGGACACCCAUCGUCCCAUACAUGCUGGAGCCAAGGGACCGCCUGGAACAAUUGACGAGGGCUGUAGAGAAUAUUUUCAGGCCGCCCAAAGUAGUCCAUGAGUAUGGUCUGAUAGGGACGCUGCAGGGCGCUUGGCAGGGUUCCUACAAGUUUGUUGAACAAGUCUGUGACACUACCUAUGUGACCGCGAGCUGCUCUGAUGAGACAGUGAAUCGCCCAUUCCAUAUCAAAAUAUAUAUAUAAAAAAAACAGGUCCAACAGCUGUUAGAGGCUAAAAGGCAUACUUUUUCCAGUGAACCUGAUACACUACCCUAGCCAUUUAUAAAGUGGAAAACUCAGGACAGGCCCCUUACUGAAUCUCUUUGGCAAUCUGAGAAGGGAAAUGGAAAGGAAAUACAAGAAAUGCUCAGUUUAGGGGCUAUUGAUGCCUCAACACCUGGGCUUCACCGGUAGUGCUGUGCCGAAGCAGGGUGGGACCACCCGCUUCUGCGUCGACUAUUAGCAAGCUAAAUUUAAAAAAACAACAAACUGACUGAUGCCUAUCCAAUGCCCUGGGUAGAUGAACUACUGAAUCGUAUUACCAGUGGUGCUUGGAGUAACAUUUUAAAGUAUCAGACUAUCAUUUUCUUCAAACGGUCAGCAUAUCAGCAUCAUGCAUCAAUUUAUUUAGGGUAACAUAAAUGUGCUGCUAAAACUCCAUUCUCUCCCCUCUUUGUAAAUCAUGCCUUCUAACUUUGGAAAAAUGUGACCCAAGAUGUGGACAUUGCAUGCCUCGUGUCAGCAGGUUUAGUAUGUGUGACAGUGCUGACACUUUCUAAACUCCAGAAGGUAGCGUGCUGACCUAGGCAUGUUCCGUGAUUCAUUUACACAUUAAUUCUUUUGUGACUUUCAGGAAAGUAUCCACAUGCAGCAGGCAAUGUGUCCCACACCAAGAGUUUCCUGCCAGAUCAUUGACUGUUGUUGGGAUAUGAACGAGUCACUGGGAAUUGUAGCCUGUAACUACUUGGAAUCCCCAGUGGAUCGUACUGCUUGUACUUUUUGGUCAUUUUUUGGAAGGUUUUCAGGAUGUCAAGUUGGGCUGCAUGUUUAUAAUAACUGAAUACAUGAUCCUGUAUUAUAAGUGGGAGUUCUUACUAGUGUCCUUUUCUGGGGAUACAGGGCUCUCUAAUGCAUUUACGUAGAACACAGAAGUGUACUAAUAUUGCUGGCGCAUGUAUUAAGAAUUUCUGAAUGGCGUUGAGUUUGUUUGCAGUUCUUUCACUAUACCACUGUCUAAUCCUCCCUCAUGGCAGCUCCAUUUUACCACCAUUGUCUACCAUCUCUGUCUAUCCCUCUCUGCUCGUCUCACUCGGUAUCCACUGUCAGGGAUGUUAUUGGCCUAGAGCAACAGGGUAGAGUUUUUUUGUUGUUGUUUUUGGCUCACUGAUUGGGAGCAGGAGCGUAGUGAUAUGACACCAUCUGCCUGUUAACCGUACUGCUUGCAUGGGGAGGGGGAGUGUGCGGGGGGGUGCAGAUUCUAGUCUCCCAAAACUAGAGAACAGGGUAGGGGCUGCCAUAACGCUGGCCUUCUCAUGUGCAGCGCAGUUUAUAAAAAGGUGUGAAAUGUGACAGACUGUUGGUGGAUGUAUGUAUGUGUGAAUCUAUGUAUGUCACUGUGGGUUUUUGUGUGUGUGUCGUAAUGUCUAACCUGGCUUUGAGCAGCCAAAAACCUCAGUACGUAACUGUCCACUCUACUGUUUUUACUAAUUCUUCUUUUAUACUAACUGCAACUAUUCUCUAAAGUUCAACAGCUAAUACCAUUCUCCGCUAUUCCACAACUCACACAAGUCUGUUCUUUGACCAUUGCUUACCUCUCCUUACCAUUAACACCCUCACCCCCUACACAGUCCUGUAAAAUGAACAUAAACUCACCUGGAAGUCAGUUUCCACCCCUGCUGUGACUUCACUGCUGCCUCAUUAGGUAUAUUUAAAGGCUUCCCAAAGAAUAUUAUUUGGACUGUUCUCUCAGGAGCAAAGGAGGGAGUUGGGAGGGACUGGAUAAAGAAAUAAAAUGUAUAGGGAGGGGGGAGAGCAGUGCGUGUAACCACAGGUAUAAUUUAUGCACAGAUUUGAUAUUUGCAACUACUCCCCGGCACAAAAGUGGAUAUAUCUCUGUAUGUGUAGUUUCAAACAGAAAAGGUGCACAAACAGGUUCCUACCGCUAAAAGCAGAAGUGUUCCUGGUGGUUGGUGUAACCCUUUAAGAAACACUCCAACUUAGAUCAUUAUAAGAGUUAUAGUUUACAAAUACAUAAAAUAGUACAAUAUCUGUAAAUAUGUAUUCGUCUUCUGUGGUUUAGCAAACCCUCCUGUGUGUUGUGUGUUGCUGUAGGGACAUUAUAUGUGUAGAUGCAUAGGAUAGCAGCCAUGAAUUUGUAGCAGUAUAUUGAAGUUCAGCUUUUUUUAAAAUAACUCUUACCAGCCUGGUUAAAACGCAAAGUCAAUUGUAAAAUUGUUAUUGUGAUCUGUACAUUGUAUAGAAUAGACUGUUUCCUCUAGAGGGCACAUGUGUAAUGUCUUUAUAUUCCUCAAUGGCCAUAAUGUUAGGCAUACAAAACCACAUACAAAUUGCUUGAGAUUACAAAAUGUGUUUUUUAUUUAUUUUUGGCAUUUCUGUAGCACCAACCUAUUAUGCAGUGCUUGCAGUUAUACAGUGGAGAUGUAUAACCGCAAGUGAUCAACAGACAAAAUACAAGAGUUAGAGGGUAAUUCCUGCUAAAUUGAACUUCCUAUCUAGAAGUAAAUGGCGUGAAUAAAAACAAGAGGAAUAACAACGAAUUACAAGGGGGACAGGUUGUCCGGAAUGGUACCUAUGUAAAAGCUAUGUGUGGAGGUUUUCCCUUCACUGUCUGGAAGGAACAAUUCCUACCUUUUUAAAGGUAGAGAUUGAAUGAUGUAGAGAGAUUAAUGUUUUUGUAAUUAUUUUCUUUUUGAUAUAGGCUCGGCAGAUGAAAUAAAGCAAUUUAAAUCUGAUCACAGCAUAAAGUUUCUUCUGGAGAAUCGGAUGAAUGUUCUAGAAGUGCAAAGAAAAGGGUACAUCUCCCCUACAUACCCAAUGGGUAAGCAGCUUCGCUUGCAUGUUAUGUUGCCAUUAAAGAGUAGAAUAUUUAAUAUUUUUAAAUGGGGUAGAAUUUGGUGGUUUUUACUUCCACCUGUGUAUUUGCUAACCCUGGCUCUACAGGAGUUUAUAAACUAAAAUAGCUUGAGAAUUGUUAAAGGAGUCAUGGAACGUGUAGUCAACAAACCCCCUAGUGCGAAGGUUGGCCCUUAUUAAACUACCUGCAAUUCAUCGAUUUGUUUGGUGGUAAACAAAGCUUAAAGCGCUAGUCAAUGUCAAUUUCAGUAAACCAUUAACCAUAAUCUCUUAGGAGCUGAAAUGGGGAAAUGGGUUUUUUUUGUUUUUGUUUUUUUGUUGUUUUUUUUAGAGAUAAGAUCCCUUCAUGCUUGCAAAUAUUAAUUUUAUAGGCACUGUGUCAGUGUGUAUUUAUUAUAAUAAAAAAAAAUUAAACUGCUAAAAUUGCCUUUUAAUCCCUUCGUGAUAACUGUUGUACAGGAUACUCCAUUGCCACUUAUGCACUUUGUGAUGAAUUUGUCACCAAGUCUGGCACACUCUGGGUGCCAACACAACUUAUGACUACUGUCACCUCAAAAUUAUUUUUAAUAAAAUAAUCUUUUCAUCAAAUUUUGAAAGAAAAUAUUUUUUAAUCUCCAUAUGAAGUAUGUGUCAAGAAAAUUGUGAAAACCCCAUCACUAACUUUAGUAUAUGACAGGCUCAUUUAGCCAUAUACUUGCACCUUUAGUUGAACAGUGUUUUGAAAUCUGUAUCUAUAGACUUCCCUGAUCGCUGUUCAUGAAGUGAAGCAGGGAAAACCAAAGAGACUCUGUUUUCAAACACACGCUGUCCCAAGGUGCAUGCAUAUGGCUGAAGGUUACUGUCCUAUCCUAAAGGUAGUGAUAAGCUUUUCUCAGAUUUAAAAAAAUAAAAUAAAAAAAAUUCUUAAAAUAAAGUAAAUGUAGAAAAAAACAACAAAAUCUUAUGGAAAAAAAAAAUAGUUUGGAGUUGACAGUUGUCCUUUAAAGGGACACUAUUGGCACCCAGGCAUCCCUUACUGCACGUUUGGCCCCCCAUUAAAGGAGGCGGAAUGCAGAUCUAGUGCCGAGGCAGAUAUGAGCUAGAAGUGGUUUGAUGGAGACCAGAGGGCACUAUAUAGUGUUAGGAAUAUGACUUUGUAUUCCUAACACUAUAGAUUUCCUUUAAUUCAUUUGAUAUGUUUUUAUCUCCUGUUCAUACUGCAUCCCUUUUCUUCCCCCAUCUACCCCCUCUCCUCCCCCAAUAAAAAGAGCAACUUUCUACAGCAAAGCACUACCCAUUAGCCACACUCUUUUCUACAAAGCAACUUUCUUAUUAGUACGUACUAUGCUCAGCACGACUGUUACUGUGUCGAAAGCCAAUCGCUGUUUUGUUUUUUUUAUUAUUAUUUUUGUAAAAAAAAUUUAAAAUCACCUCUCCUCCUUAGCAUUGCUAAGAUCAUGCAGAGCGUGAGGAUGUCCCGCGUCAAGUGACCAAAAGUUGCCUAGCAAGAAGGAAGUGCCUCAAGUGGCUGUCUUAGUCCUGCAAUGUAAUUAUUGCAAUUUCUCUGGAACUGCAAUUUUUUACAUCGCAUGACUAAGGGGUCUGGGACAAUGCACCCAGACCACUUCAAUGCGCUGAAGUAGUCUGGGUGCCUAUAGUAUCCCUUUAAACGUGCAGUGUUAUGUUACAGAAAGCUGCAAAUCUUUAUCUUUUAAAGAAAUACUACAUGUAUUCCUGACUCUAUAGUAUGAAAAACACAAUCUGGCUCCAUCUUGGGCCACCUCUGUCUUCCCUAAAUAUAGCAUAAUCUUACCUUUACUCCAGUCUGCUGCUGCUGGGUCUGCACUUGAUCUGCCUGCUUGGCUAACAUCAGAAGUGUUGCUUAAUACUAAUCACAGUGCUUUCACAUAAGAAAGCAUCGAUUGGCUAAGACUGACAAGAAGACAGAUCAGGGGCAUAGCCAGCACUGGCCAAUCAACAUAUCCUCACUGCGAUGCAUUGAAUCAGUGCAUCUCCAUGAGGAAAGGUCGGUGUCUCCAUGCAGAGGGUAGAGACACUGAAUGGCACACUGCAGCACUGCCCCAGGAAGCACCUCUAGAAGCCAUCUCUGAAAGUGUUUACUGCAAAAAGCUGGAAGGCAAUGAUUAUACUCACCAGAGCAAAUACAAUAGGCUGCAUUUCUGGUGACUAGAGUGUCCCUUUAAACAAAAGUAAAAAGAUUUAAACCUGCAAUAUGGAUACAUAGAAGUUUAUUCAUUAAACGAACACUAUAGGUUCAGGAUCACAAACAUGUAUUCCUGACCCUAUAGUGCUAAACCCACCAUUUAGGUGGCUUGCCCCUUCCCCUUAACCCUCUUGGAAAAGGUGAAAACUCAUCUUAUUUUCAGCGCCACGUGGGUCUGCUGUCACUGGCCCCGCCCCCUUGGUAACCUCAUCAGAAUUGCAGAUUUUUAGCCAUUCCAAUGGGGAAAGCAUUGGAUUGGCUAGAAUCGGCAUGGGGGCAGGGCCCAAAAACUUUUUUUGGAUCAUUGCAUCUCUAUGAGGAAAAUUCUGCAUCCCAAUGCAGUGCGUGGAGACGCUGAACUGCAGUGUUGCCUACUGUGCAGCACUGCCCCAGGAAGCACCUCCAGUGGCCACUUGGAGGUGUCCCUAAGGGCAAUGUAAACACUGAGAUUCUCAGGAAAAGGCAGUGUUUGCAUUAAAAUGCCUGAAGGAAAUGAUUAGUCACCAGAGCUACAGAACUAUAGUUCUGGGGAGUACAAAGUGUCCCUUUAAAUGGAGUAUUGACAAGAAUUUAAAAUGAAUUCUAAAAUUUAGGGCAAAAUAGUUUUUUUUUUGUGUAAGACUCUGUUCAGUUUGGUUACUUUGGCCUUACAUUUAAAAUUCACUUUAAAUUCCUGUCAAUUCUCACCCAAUAACCCUCAUGAAUAUGAAUAAUGCCAAAUCCUAUCAAAUACAUUUUGGUUGUGUUGCCACUGUUCCUUUAAGUAGUAUAUUACUUUGUUUUUUCUUGCUGCAACAGUUGCUUGGUAACCAUUUAAUUUUCCGGUGCCCUUUUAGAAGGCUCUGAGGGCGUGAAUGCUCUGUAAUACUGACUGAGGAUAUGAUUAAAAAAAAUAAUAAUCUAAACCAAGCUCACGGAUCAACUUGAAGCGCAGGGAGGGAGAUACAAGACUAGGGCAGGCAUUAAGACAGACGUACACUUGGAGGGGGACGAGGCUAUGGGGUUAUAGAUCUCGGUAGGGAAGGGUGGGAGGCCCACACCAGGGAAGGUAUUGGGCACGUGGGCAGGAGGUCGAUGGUGCCAUCAUGGGGUCAGGGCUCUGUAGGGGGGUACGAAGCUAAAUCGAAUACCCAGGCAUUAGAUGCCCGAAUUGCUCUAUAGGGGCAUCCAGCAAUACGGGGGUGGGGGGGAGUUGUUGGGCCGGAGGCCAUUCUGAUGUUCAAAUAUAUAUUCUGCACACUGGAACACCGGGUGCGCAGUAGAGGGGGGCUAACGGGGUUAGGGAACAGGAGCGGGCGCAACAAUUAGCCCAUGGGAAUGUAGCAGUAGGCACAUGCGGUGGAUAGGUAUCACAGCUUUACGACGCCAAAGGGAUAGCUGCGAUCACCAUGUCCUACUCUCUACUCGCCUCACGUGACCCCCGAAGGGGUACUGAGAGGCUGGUCAUCCUUGGGGCUCGGGGGGGUGUUUACGGUUAUGGUUUUCGAUGUGUUUUUGCUUAGAUGCUACCAUUUCGCUGUAUUGUCUCGAUAACAAUGACUCGAUAGGCCCGAUGUUAUAGGCCUUUAUCUAAGUCUGUAAUUGUAUUAUAUACGUGGAAAAAACGAUACGAUAAAAUAAUAAAUAAAGAUUGUCAAAAAUAAAUAAAUAAAUAAAUAAUCCUGCACAUUUACUGAGAUUGAUUGGUUUCUACCAUGAACCUAAUCGUCUUGUUUCUUUACUUUUUUUUUUUUUUUUCAGCCAAUAUAUCUUUUCUUAUGGCUCAGUAUCAAAGUACCCUGUGCUCUGACCAGCAAUGCCUGCAUGGAGGCUGAAUCUGUGUAGCCGUCAUUAGUAUAGGCGGUAUUUUAAGAAAAACCAUUCCAAUAUACAAAAAAAACUUGGUAGAAAGAAGAGCUUUAGAAAAGAUUACUUUCUGUAAAUGGCAAGUAAUGUUUGGGGAUAUUUAUAAGGCCUGCACAUGUUCCAUUACCCACAAUACUCUCACAGGAGAGAGAGAGCAGACAAAUCUCGAGCAUGUAGUAAAAUCAAACAGGAGGUAUAACUGGGAGGGGAAGGGGUGGAUUAGUCCAUUAUUUUCCUACCAGACUAUGUACAGUAUUGUUUCUGUAGCCUCUUAAUGAGGCUUGCACAUAGAACAGUUAAUCUAGCAACUGAACUUUGGACCUUGUUUUUAUUUUAUAGCAUGCUUGCUGUGCUGCCAACAAAUUGCAGGCAGAACAGCUUAAGAUUGUUCGUAGAUAUUUUUCCUGCCUGUACAAAUAGUCACAAGGUUUUUUAGCUCUGCUGCUGUAAUGUAAUUUUUUUUUUGUUCUUUCCCUGGAUCACUGGAUGCAUUAUUUUAUGGAAUUGAAUAAUAAAAAGGGAUAGAAUACAUGUACAUAUAAUGUUAGAGGCAACAUGAUGAUGCCCAGUGCCAAUUUUUGUCUCCUCACUCAGACCAUAACUCUACUGAUGAUCUCGGAGCUCUGAACCACUGCAUUCUCCCCAUAGUCCUUGAAUACAUAGGUAUAUUUUUAGGAGUCAGGAAUGUGGUGUAUUGAACAAAUACAUUUUAUAUGUUGCAUGCCCACACUUCGCAUAUCUUUUGUGAUUUAAGAACCUUAGUUGGUAGAUCUGUGCUCUGUUAGAAACUACUCUAAACCGGAGGUCUGUAUAGAUUCAGCAGUAAUAUUAGGCGGUGUGGCAAUCUUGUCAACCCCAUGCAGUUUAAGUACAUUUUCUUCACUUGGUUAUAAUUUCUUGUUAAAACGUAUCUGAACAAACUUAACAGUUUUUACAUUUUUUUUUUUUUUUUUUUCAGGUCUCCAAGUGUCCAUUCUGGAGUUAGGUGGAGGGAUCAUGUUGUAACUGAAGAAUUUCAGACAUUGCAGAGAAGUGAGAAUUCUUGAGUUUAACCACAUGAAAUAGUUUUAUUUUUCCAAAAAAACAUUACACUGACAGAACUGUAGCCAUGGCCAGCAAAAGAAAGUCUACUACUCCUUGCAUGAUACCACUUAAGACUCUAACUCUAGAGGGGGGUACAGACUCUACUGCCAAAGACCAAGCUCCAGAUCAGCUUGUAACAGAUUUAAUGAACUGUAAUGAUUUACUUUCUAAUGGGCAUCAAAAUGUAAAUGGGGAUAGUUUCUUUUGUAAAUACUGCAAUUUCGGAUCUCAAGAGACAAAUAAGUUUGUUGAACACAUGAAUACCAAGCAUUUGGACUUCAGAGAAGAUCCAUCUUACGUCUGUAUUACAUGUAGCUUUUUGGUAAAAGACCCCAAAGAACUUGAAGCUCACAAUGCCGAGUGCCACGCAGGAGAUGCAGGACUGACUUGGAGUGUGGCCAAACAUGUAAGGUACACUGUCGUUGAGCAAAGUGUGGGGGAUCAAAACCAUGACCAGGAGAUGACAGAGCAACGUACUAAUCAGUGCGUAAAUGAGUAUUCCGAAACUACCAUCACUAAAGCCCCUAUAAUGAAAAUCAUGAAAAACAAGGCUGAAACAAAAAAAAUUGUAACGAUAAAAGAUAACCUCAAUCCAGCACCUGAUAAGGUGGAGAAAAAAAGCUACGCUGCUUCUAGAAACGGAUCUGCAGCAGCAACUAAGGCCUCUACAAACCUGGUUAAUUCCUCUUCAGUUGUAAAUGGUUCCAUUUUAGGAACUGUCUUGCCAACUGGGGUGACUCAAUUUGUAUCAAUAAAUACUUCACAGCCAGUGAUUCAGCCAAAGAUUCCAACCAUAAUAGCACCUGUGUUGGCUAAACCUUCUGCUAUGCAGAAAAAUCAACACUCUGUGCAGAGCUCCCAGCUUCCCAGUUCAAAAUCUCUCCCUAAAGUAAUGAUUCCUCUUAGCAGCAUUCCGACGUACAAUAUAUCCAUGGAUUCAAACUGUUUCUUGAAAAACUCUUUCACCAAGUUCCCCUAUCCUACAAAAGCAGAACUUUGCUAUUUAACAGUGGUAACAAAAUACCCAGAAGAGCAAAUAAAAAUCUGGUUUACUGCACAAAGACUGAAACAAGGUAUUAGCUGGUCACCUGAAGAAAUCGAGGACUCCAGGAAAAAAAUGUUCAACACUGUUAUUCAGUCCAUCCCACAACCCAUGCAUCAGCCAACAAUAACUGUUCUGAAUGCUCCGCUCGUAACCAAUGCCAGUAAUGUCCAGCAUCUUCUUCAGGCAGCUCUGCCUGGUCAGAUAGUUGGUCAGCCACAAGGAGCAAGUGGUUUGCUUGUAACUCAACCUAUCAUUACAAAUGGAAUUCAAAGAACUCCUGUGUCAUUGACCGUAACAUCUCUUCCAACCUCUCUCACCACCACCCAAGCCAGAGUUGCAUCACCAGCUAGCAAGGCUGUCAGUGCCUCUCAACCUGCAACUGCAACAUCUCCUUCUACCAGUAUGGCUUCUGAAAGCUUUUUCGACUCCAAUUUGUCCAGGAGCAAAAAGUCUAGACAGCAACUUAGUGCUCUCAAGAACAGCUUUUGUAGAAAUCAAUUCCCAACACAAACUGAGGUUACAAGGUUGACCAGACUUACAGGACUCACUACAAGGGAUGUUAGGAAAUGGUUUAGUGAUAAGAGGUAUCAUUGGCGUAACAAGGCAGCCACAGGGGAAAACAGUGAUCGUAUGGUUGACAGCCCAUCUGAUGCAAUGUUUUCUAUGAUAAAAGAACCAGAUAUGGAUUAUGCAUUGCCUUUAACUGGUCACACUCCGUCACACACAUCAAGGAGACAGUCACAAUGGAAUCAGACACCAGACUUUACUCCCACCAAAUACAAAGAAAGAGCUCCUGAACAGCUCAGAGCUCUGGAAAGCAGCUUCUUUCUAAACAACUUUCCUUCAGAUGAAGAAGUUAAUCGUUUAAGGAGUGAGACCAAAAUGACCAGACGUGAAAUAGACAGCUGGUUCUCUGAGAAACGCAAGAAACUAGCUGAAGAGAAUAAGAAGGUUAAGGAGGAGGAGGAGGAAGAAGAAGAAUUAGAAGAGGAGGAGGAAGAGAUAGAAGAGGUUGAAGGUGAGCACUCUACAGAUGUAAGUGCAUCUGUCUGCCAGAAGACCUCAGCAGCUGAAAAUAGCUCCCCAGUGUCCAAUGAGAGAAAAGUAAACCCAAUCAAAAUUAACCUCAAGGAUCUCCGUGUCACAGAGUCCAGUGACAACAUGGAGAACCCAAACAUUGAUGAGAGCAGUAUGUCCACUGAUGGGAGCAGUAGAUCAUCCACUCCUGUGAAAAAUAAACAUGCUAAAAAAACUGCAAAUCAACGAGACCUUUUGAAGCAGACAUUUGUUAGGACACAAUGGCCUACAAAUAAGGAAUACGAUGAGCUAGCAGAAGAAACAAGAUUGCCGCGUGCCGACCUUGUGCGUUGGUUUGGGGACUCUAGGUAUUCUUUAAAAAACGGUCAGUUAAGGUGGUAUGAACGCUAUAAAGGUGGGGUGGAUACACAAACUGUCUCUUGCCACCCACUCAUGGAAUAUUUUGAGCAGCACCGCAGACUUUGUGAUGAUGACAUUAAGGAUCUCUGUGACAAAACAGAGAUGACUACAGAGGAAGUGAUAGCCUGGUUUGCCGAUAGACGGGAGGAAAGCAAAGAUGCAGAUGUAGCCAGUGCUGACCAUCUUUCUGAUUGUCUGGACAAGUCAGUCACACAAGUAGAAACUUGUGAUAGGGUUUUGGAGGCGCAUGAGAGCAGUGAACAUCUGGAGUCAGGCAUUGAUGAAAUCUGUUCUAAUUUCACUCAGACAGUCCAGCAUCCAGUCUGGUAAGAUAUACCUUUUUUGGUGUGUGUUCACUUACACAAAGACCUCAAACUACAAAAAUAAUGUAAACCUUUCUUUUCUAUGUUUUUUUUAAUUUUCAAUACAUAGAAGCAAAACGCUAGUAUAAUAAAACUGAAAAACCCAAAGUACGAACUGUAGAACAUAGUUGGUAGAAUUUUUAAAUAGAUAAAAGAUUUUUGAAUAGGAAGGAUGAGCCAGAGCUAUACUAAGGUACAGUCAUUUAAAAUUUAUCGUAACCAUAAUAAAGGUCUCUUAACGGGCAAGGUCGCAUCCUCCUAUAAAAAAACAGGAGGCUUGCGUAGUCCAUUAUUAUUGGACUAUCAUCAUAUAUAAAGCAUGUUCAAUAAAAUGGUUUGCUACUUAUUUGACCUGUUAUUGAGCAGUCAAAAUGUGUCCUUUUAAUUAUAAACCUAAAACCUUAAACCAAGAAACAAAGUCUGGCCAUCAAGGUAUUUAGAGAGAGAGAGGUUUAAAAAAUAAAAUAAAAAUGGGAGCCCAGGAAGAGAAUAUGAUAAAGGGUGACUGGGAUGAAGAGAGAGGAUUGCUAAGCAAAGUUAAAUGAAAAAUGGUGAAUAAGAUGUGUUGAGUGAUUUGUAUGGUUAGUAACUCCAUCUCAUCGGGGUCCUCUAACUUAUUUUUUUAUUUUAUUUUUUCUUCUUCCAGAGCUUAUGGUGAGAACCCCCACCCAAAGAAAAAAUGGUUUUGCAGAAUUUACUUUUGAAUAACAUUUUGAUAACAUUUUUGCCAUGUAGCUCUGGUAACACCCACCAGGUGAUAAUGUACUUUUCCGUGCCUCCACCUUGCUUCCACCAGCUGCUAAAUGGGAGAUGGCCCCUUUUUAUGUAGUUGUACCAUCAAAAAAGCUUUAACAUAUUUUCUUUAUGCUUGAGACAGAUGGACAUAGAUAUCACAUCACACAUGUCCUGCCAGUCAGUGAAAUCUGUAGGGGGUCUAAAGUCCCUCUCCUGGGCUGUUAUCUAUACUAAAGAGUUUGAUUGGUUCCAAUUAUUGGCGUUGCAUAAUGAGGAUAUCUGCCCACAUUGAAAUGGUGUGGUUAUUCAUCCUUUUUUUUUUAUUUAUUUUUUUUUAAAUGUAUGUUUACCCUGCCUGAGUAAUUACCAGAGAAAUUGUAAAGCUUCUCAGAAAGUCUUAGCAUGUCAAGGAGGUCAGGGAAUUGUUCUGAAGAAUAUCAGUAGAUGUAAGAAAAUCCCUGUUUCUAAACUACUGAGAGCAGUAAAGUGUGUCAGGAAAAAUGCUUUGUUUCACAGGAGUUGGUAAAGAGUGAGCAAGUGAUACUGAAUUUGGACUCAAAGGGGUUCAUGAGGCAAAGCUGUAUGAUGUGAUAGGAUGAAAUAGGCUGUAUGUGUUCCUUUUCAGGACCUUGCCAUUUGCCAGAGACUUUAUAUGUCUAUCCUGUUGAGGCUGAAGUCAAAAUGACAAAACAUUGGAAACUAAAAUAAGACCUUAAAGAGAUACUAUUGUCACCCAGACCGUUUCAUCUCAGUGAAGUGAUCUAGGUGCAGUUUCCAUGUCUUUAAAAACAAACAAAAAAAAACUGCAGUGUAUUACAUUGCAGGGUUAAAAGGAAAUUGCAGUGUUUGAAGUCAGGCUUAUGUCCACCUCUAAUAGCUGUAGUAUGACAGUCACUAGAGAAGCUUUAGCUGCACUGACAGAAUAAAACUGUCACGUGAUGCGGAAGCCACCAUAGGCGAAAGUUUGAAUGCACGUGAAGCGCUUGCCACGCAUGUUCAUUAGGUUACCAAUGCUCUUCUAUUAGGAGCUUUAGAUUUGCCCCCGGCAGUGGAGGCCAUGCCUCAUCCCUGAUGUUGCAUAAGGCAGAGAGGUAGCAGUGACCAAGCAACACCAUGGACAACCUGCAUACACGCACACACCACCACAAGCAACCUCACAUACAAACGGCACCAAACACACAAUGUUACAUAUCUUUCACAUAUAAUUCCACAAGAUAGCCCACAUACCCAACCCACAUUCAUAGGUAUCAUACACAAUAUUACAAACUAUUCAUGAACCUAUACAAUAUAACAGCCCACAUACACAUAAAUACGUUACAAAGCAACUGCAGCACACGUAAAUAACACAAGCAUAAUACAACGCCAUACAUGCCUCCAUUUAAUUUGAUUUUGAUCAUUUUUUGUUAUAGUGCUCGGAGUAAAAACCAUAGAAAAAAAGGUUACCUGCGCUCUCUCGUCUUAAUCCUUAUGUAUUUUUAAACAAAUGGAGGUCAUUUAGUUACUCCAAUGGCCACUGGAGGGAAUGCCUGCCUGCCAAUGUCAAGGCAGACCCCCCUAAGCGGGUCCUACUCUGACCCUUCACCUUGCUUCCUUGAGCUUCUGGCAAAGAUAUCUCUAAUGAGACAGUGGUAUUUUUUUUAUAUACACCCCUAUAUAUUUAUUAACCCUUAAUAGGGAACACAUAGGCAGCAGCAUUGUAACCUAGCUGUUUGAUACAAAAAGUAAAUACAAAAAAGAAAAGUCUAGAGGGGGUCUGCCUUGACGAUGGUAGGUGGGCAUUCCCUCCAGUGGCCAUUGGAGUAACUAAAUGACCUCCAUUUGUUUAAAUAUACAUAGGGAUUAAGGAGAGAGCGCAUGUAACUUUUUUUUCCUUUGGUUUUUACUAAAUGUAUUGGAGCUGAUGUGUACUGUGGUCAUUGCUGCCGGCCAGGAGUGAUGGGAGUGAGCGCAGGACUUUUCUUUUUGUAUACUGCUUGGAGUGUUGUGCAAUUUAAUGGGGAUUUUUUUUGAAUAUUUUUAUCCUGAGUGAAUGUAAUGUCCGGUGUUUGAAAGAUGCACAGAGUGUACACCAAAAACCCACAAGUUUACAUUAACAUGUUCCCACUGCCAUCCCCACUUUCUUGCACUAUGGAAAUCAUUAGAAAACAUUUAGAAAAAGUACUUGAAAGUAUGACAUUUAAAAAAAAAAAUGUGAGAAUAGUCUUGGGAUAUACUGCUGCAGAUGUACUUUUAGAUUCUUCCGUCCCUCUUUGGUUUCAGUAGUUUUGUUUGCGAAGGCAGCUAGCUUGGUUCAUUUUUAUUCACAAGUAGGUCAUUGCAGCUGUGUAUGAAAGCGGCUUUAGUAAAAUACAUUUUCUCCCUGGUACCACAAGGCCGCUACUUCUUGUGGACGAAGUUAUUAUGCAAACUCUCAAUUAUCUUUUUAAAGGGUUUUUUUCGACCAUAAAAAGAAACUGUUCUCUGUACACUGUCACUUUUUUCUUUUUUUUUUUUAGUUUGUGGUUUUAUUUGGUUUUUUUGGUAACACCAUGUAAUUACUAAAUAUUUAAGCUCCCCUGUGCAGAGUUCCUUCAAUUUCUGUACACCCAUCCUGACCUGUAUCUACCCCAAGGCAAACAUUGCUAAUAAGAGCCAAAAGUAGUGUUUAUUAAAGUGUAUUAUAUGAAACAAUACAAAUCCAUUUAACUUUUUUUUUCCAUUCAAGUCCUUUGAUUGGAGGUUGUAUGUACAGGAUUUAAUACCCCCCUUUCUGCAGGACUUUCAUAAUGCACCAAUACAGCUCAUUAGCCUUUCCCCAGUUAAGCUGCAAUCCUGCUGCUAGUGGGAUUACUUUCAACACCGGCCAUCAUUACUGGUUGGGUCUGGGCGUUUUGAGUGAAUCAUCAGCUGGUAGGUAGUUAGUGUUGCUCUUUAAGUUGAAGUGCAGUUGUUCUCACAGAAGGAUUGCAAGAACUAACAAAGACUCAGAAUUUCAAGGUGUCAUAUGCGGCUUGCCGGGCUUUAAAUGUACUUACCACUUCUGCAACAUGCCAGUAAUUUGCUUUCAGAGUAUAAUUAUAUAAUACAUUGUUUAAAAGCUAAUUGCAGUGAAAUUAGGGGAAACACAUACUUUAAUUUGUAUCGUGAUUCAUACUUGCCUUUUUACAUUUCUCUUCCUAUUUAGGAAGAGAGGGGAACUUGAUCUCUCGAUACAAAAAGUCUGCCAGCCUGUCUGGGAGGCACCUAGUGUGUUCCUUAAAGACUUUGAAGUACUCAGUGUUGCAGUGCCUAGUAGCUGACUUCUAUGCUCACUGAAGAGGUUUUAACUGCUGGUUCCCUGCUGUCAUUUAACCUUUGCAAAGGGAAAGCCCCCUCGGAGUAGAAAAAUAUUUCCCACCAGCCACGGUCUCCCUUCUGGGUAGAUUUGAAAACAGGAAGUAGUUGCAGCAGGGCUCUUACUGUACUAUGCUACUCUUUGUAUACACUGCAGAACAUCCUUACAGACAAUGGAAGAGUUGCAUACACAUUUGUAGGACUAAAAUGAUUUGACUCAAUGACUACUAGGUAUAUAUUGAGUCUUUAACAAGCAGCACAGUCAUGCUCUCUUCAUAUGCCUUCACUCUUUUUCAGUCUUUCAUUAAGCUUGAUGUCGCGCAUAGAAAUUGCGAGAGAUUUUGCUGGAAUAAUAGCUUGGUUUUAUUAAAAUUGUCUACUCUUUUGCCAGUAAAAGGGAUUAACCAUUUCUUUUUCUUUACUUUUGUAGAAAUGGAUUGAACGAUCACCCGUUGGGAUGCAUUUGGCAAUAAACCACGUAGUUGGGCCCCAAGUUAGGGGUGAAACGAUUAAUGAUGCGUAUUUCAUCGAUGCAUAGGAAUCAAAGGGAUUUCUGAGACCCAACCGCUUUGAGCCAAAUUCUGUCCACUUGCAAGAGACACUUUUUGUGUGUGUGUGUGUAAAAAAAAUAAUAAGACUCUUCACAUCUAACUAUGUUUCAGGCUAUGGCUCAGUUCCUUUUUUAGAACUUUGUAAUUCACUCAAGGCCGUGUUCCGUUCAGUGUACAUGUAUUGAUACAGAUGCUUAUUUAUAUAGCCAUUACAAACUAUAACAGUUUAGUAUUCAUAGACCUGGCCAUUUGCUACAGAAAUUUCUAGUGAAAAGUGUUAGGACUAACUGGUUAUAAAUAAAACACAAUUUUUGGUUUAAUUUUUUGGUUUACUUUUUCCCCCUGAUACACUUAAUUGUGCAGUGUGUUAAACUAGAGGCAAUAUAAAGCAAGGCCUCCAUGAGUGUAUGAGUGCUCAAAAAUAAAGAAAUAUCUAUCCUUAUCAUAUCGCAUUGAAUAGCUGGAUGGUUCCCUUUUUACUUGCACACGUUAGUGUUGAAUGAAUGCCAAUGUUCUUUCGUCCCUGUGCUCUAAAUCUGUUGCAUGGGAGAGUAAGAGGGGCUGCCACCACUCUCCAGUGAAAACCUUCC